This is a messenger RNA of Penicillium lagena, 2244 nucleotides long. RefSeq names its product polyadenylate-binding protein (gene pab1). Gene Ontology annotation, molecular function: RNA binding. The transcript has 2 exons. Lineage: Eukaryota; Fungi; Ascomycota; Eurotiomycetes; Eurotiales; Aspergillaceae. The record is from RefSeq and is a predicted model, not a curated record. The coding region runs from base 1 to 2244 and encodes 747 amino acids. Gene Ontology annotation, cellular component: ribonucleoprotein complex.
AUGUCUGCCGAAACUGCUACCGCUCCCGCCAAUGACACCCCUGUCAACGGCACCCCCGAGGCCAACGGCGCCCCUGCCGCUGCCCCUGCCGAGGGCACCUCCGGCGAGGGUGCUGCUGCCAACGCGCAGCCCCACUCGGCCUCGCUCUAUGUCGGUGAACUCGAUUUCUCCGUGACCGAGGCCAUGCUCUACGAGCUCUUCUCCUCCAUCGGCCAGGUCGCCUCCAUCCGUGUCUGCCGUGACGCCGUCACCCGUCGCUCCCUGGGCUACGCCUACGUCAACUACAACAACACCGCCGACGGUGAGCGCGCUCUGGAGGACCUGAACUACACUCUCAUCAAGGGCAAGCCCUGCCGUAUCAUGUGGUCUCAGCGUGAUCCCGCUCUGCGCAAGACUGGCCAGGGCAACGUCUUCAUCAAGAACCUGGACAAUGCCAUUGACAACAAGGCCCUGCACGACACCUUUGCGGCGUUCGGCAACAUUCUCAGCUGCAAGGUCGCUCAGGAUGAGUUCGGCAACUCGAAGGGCUACGGGUUCGUUCACUACGAGACUGCCGAGGCUGCCAACAACGCCAUCAAGCACGUCAACGGCAUGCUGCUGAAUGACAAGAAGGUGUUUGUCGGUCACCAUAUUUCCAAGAAGGACCGCCAGAGCAAGUUCGAGGAGAUGAAGGCCAACUUCACCAACAUCUACAUCAAGAACCUCGAACUGGAGAUCGGCGAUGACGAGUUCCGCACUAUGUUCGAGGCGUUCGGUGAGAUCACCUCCGCCACCCUCAGCCACGACCAGGAGGGCAAGAGCCGCGGCUUCGGUUUCGUCAACUACUCGACCCACGAGAGUGCGCAGGCCGCCGUCGAGGAGAUGAACGAGAAGGACAUCAAGGGCCAGAAGCUCUACGUGGGCCGUGCCCAGAAGAAGCACGAGCGUGAGGAGGAGCUGCGCAAGCAGUACGAGGCCGCCCGCAUGGAGAAGGCCUCCAAGUACCAGGGUGUCAAUCUGUACGUCAAGAACUUGACUGAUGACGUGGACGACGAGAAGCUCCGCGAUAUCUUCAGCCCCUACGGCACCAUCACCUCGGCCAAGGUGAUGCGCGAGACCAACGCUGAGCGCUCCGAGUCGCCUGACUCCGAGGAGAAGGAGAACGAGGCCAACAAGGAGAACGAGGAGGUCAAGGAGGCCAAGGAGGAGGAUGACAAGGCCGAGGAGAAGGAAGAUGAGGACAAGGAGGACAAGGGCGACAAGAAGGGCCUUGGCAAGAGCAAGGGCUUCGGCUUCGUUUGCUUCAGCAGCCCCGAUGAGGCCUCCAAGGCUGUGACCGAGAUGAACCAGCGCAUGGUCAACGGCAAGCCUCUCUACGUCGCCCUCGCUCAGCGCAAGGAUGUCCGCCGCAGCCAACUGGAGGCUAGCAUCCAGGCUCGCAACACCAUCCGUCAGCAGCAGGCUGCUGCCGCCGCUGGCAUGCCCCAGCCUUACAUGCAGCCAGCCGUCUUCUACGGCCCCGGCCAGCAGGGCUUCAUUCCCGGCCAGCGUGGCGGCAUGGCUUUCCCUCCUCAGCCCGGCAUGGUGAUGCCUGGCAUGCCUGGCGGUCGCCCGGGUCAGUUCCCCGGUCCCUUCCCCGGCCAGCAGGGCGGUCGCGGCAUGGGUCCCAACCAGCAGAUGCCUCCCAACUUCCAGGGUAUGCCCAUGGGCAUGCAAGGUCCUGGUGGCAUGCCUAACGGCAUGGGCUACCCCAUGGGUCAGGUCCAGGGCUUCGGUGGUCGUGGCGGCGGUGGCCGCGGUCAGGUUCCCGGUAUGCCGAUGGGUCAGGGUAUGCGUGGCGGCCCUGGAUUCGGUGGCCGUGGUGGUCCUCAAAUGGGCCGUGGCCAGGGUCGUGGUCAGCCUGCUCCUGGUGGGCCGCCUGCCGGCCGUGAGGAGGGUGCCGCUGGUGGUUCCAACCUUCAGGCUCUGGCUGCCGCUCCCGCUCCUCAGCAGAAGCAGAUGCUCGGUGAGGCUCUGUACCCCAAGAUCCAGGCUCAGCAGCCCGAGCUGGCCGGCAAGAUCACUGGUAUGCUUCUGGAGAUGGACAACGCUGAACUGAUGGGCCUGCUCGAGGACGAUGAUGCUCUGCGCGCCAAGGUCGACGAGGCUCUCAGCGUUUAUGACGAGUAUAUGAAGAACAAGGGUACCGAGGGCGAGGCGACUGCCGACUCCAAGCCCAAGGAGGCUGCCGCCAAGGAGGCUUCCUCGGAGGAGAACAAGUCGUAG